AUGGAGUCUCCGGCACCAGAGACCACUGCGGUGCCCCCAAUCGUCUUCCGAGGCAAGAAACGGAAGUUCUACAGACAACGCGCCGAAGCCGAGGACAACAGAUUGCAAGCGGUCGCACCGUCAGAGCAGGAGACAGCGACACCCCAAACGCAAGGGAGCCCGACCCCAGACACGGUUCCGGCCUCAGGUGAUGGCGCAGCCGAGGAGGGGCUUUCGGUCGCCGAAGCCCUUCGCCUGCGAAACGCGCGAAAGUCGAAACUGCGAGGCGUCAAGUUCAGCGCCGACAAUGCACGCGGCGAUGUGUCGGGGGGCGGUUUCGACGAUGACGACGAGUUGAGUCGCAUGAUACGCGAGGAGCAGAGCCGGGCUCUCGAGCUGUCCUCAUCAGGGGUGAACAAGCGGUUUGCAGCGCAGACGGGAAUGGUCGGCGAGCUGGUGAACAAGCAUAUGGAGGAAUAUAUAGAAGCCGAACUAGCCAAGCGACACUCCUCAGCCACCGCAUCUUCAAGUCAGGCUGCCGUCGGGUCAUCUAGUAGCAGCAACAGUCAAGCGAACAACACGACGAGGACAACUACCGAGCCCACGGGCGUGAAGAAACCGGACAGACAUAUCGCGCUGCAGGGCAAGCUGAUGGAGAUCGACCUCGGUGACGAGGCGCGCAGCCGCAACGAGGCCAUGACGGAGCGCGCGCGCCGGAAACUGCAGGGCGAGGCCAUCGAGGACGAGGAGCAGCAGGUUGCGCGGCCGAAGAAGGUCAGGCUCGGGCGCGACGGCAAGCCCUGGCGGUCGCGGAAUCGGCGCAACAGCGACGCUAUCAAACGGGACCAGUUGGUCGAGGAGAUAUUGCGCGAGAACAGACUGGACGUCUACGAAAUACCGACGCCGCCCUGUGCCGUCACCGCUGGCCCAGACGAGGAAGACGGCGCGGCGGACGACCGUAUCGCGGAGGAGUUCCGCCGCGAGUUCAUGGACGCCAUGGCCCAGCGGCAGCAGAAGAAGAAGGCCCCCGCGCCGCCGGCCAAGCCCGGCGCCAAGAAGGACGAGGAGGUCCUGAAGGGGCCGAAGCUCGGUGGCAGUCGCAAUAUGAGGGCUGCUAUGAGGGAUCUGCUGCUCAAGAAGGAGAGGGAGAGCAAGAAGUAA
Anthostomella pinea is the source of this 1140-nucleotide messenger RNA. The record is from the annotation of a GenBank genome assembly. NCBI's taxonomy places the organism in Eukaryota, Fungi, Ascomycota, Sordariomycetes, Xylariales, Xylariaceae.